This is a messenger RNA of Ochlerotatus camptorhynchus, 2707 nucleotides long. RefSeq names its product vacuolar protein sorting 16 (gene Vps16A). The record is from RefSeq and is a predicted model, not a curated record. Gene Ontology annotation, cellular component: endosome; HOPS complex; cytoplasm. The transcript has 7 exons. Gene Ontology annotation, molecular function: actin binding. Gene Ontology annotation, biological process: endosomal transport; intracellular protein transport; vacuole fusion, non-autophagic. Bases 99 to 2621 code for a protein of 840 amino acids. NCBI's taxonomy places the organism in Eukaryota, Metazoa, Arthropoda, Insecta, Diptera, Culicidae.
GAGGACACUACUUUCUCAAAAUUUCCCGAGUUUUCGUAUUUUCCCGGGAAAGUCGUCCAAUUUCUGUCGAAUAAACCCAACCAGAAAAGGGACUUGCAAUGUCCUUGCUGUGCAAUACCGGCGAUUGGUUCACGCUGGGCCAUGGAAACUCCUACAGGAAAAUCGACCUCUACACCAUGGACUGGCCGGCCAACAUCAAUUUGGAAAAUAUGGCCGUUCACGCCGCUCCGUAUGGAGGUCCAAUUGCAUUGGUUAGAGAUUCCAAGCAGUUCCUGAAGGUGUCGGGCGGCGAAUCUGCCAAACCGGUCAUUCGGAUUUUCAACUGCUUCGGGAAGUUGACCUCAACGAUUAACUGGGAUAAUGGCAACAGCGGAAAACUGAUUUGCAUGGGUUGGUCCGAUUCCGAGGAAUUCCUCUGUGUUCAGAGCGAUGGCUCCGUGUGGCGAUACGAUAUGUUUGGGAACUUUCAGCACAAGUUCAGCAUGGGGAAUGAUGUGACGGAGGUGUUUGAUGCGAAGAUUUUCGCUUCCAGUUCGGGGACGGGAAUUGCGGUGCUGACGGCCAGCCACAAAAUCUACAUCGUAAACAGUGUUAUGGAUCCAAAGUUGCGUCCGCUGUCGGAAUUGCUGACCCUUUCCAGCGACCUCACCUGCUGGGAAUUGGUUUCCAUGGAACGCAAUACCUGCUGCCUGCUCGCUCGCGGAACGGACGUAAUCCUGGCACGACACGGCGAUAGUGCCCCUGUUACCCAUACUUUGACUAUGAAGAGCGAAUAUACCAGUAUCAUGGCCAUGGCUGUUUCGUUCAACCAUCGGCAUUUGGCGAUCUAUACCAACGCUGGUGCCAUGUGGCUGGGAUCGGCCGAUCUACGUACCAAGUAUUGUGAGUUUGCCACCGGUCGUACAGAGCGGCCGCAUCAGAUUGCCUGGUGCUGCGAUGAAGAUCCCCAUCCGGAUCGUCAGGCAGUUAUCGUUAGCUACGCGUCGAUGGUUCUCGUCGUCGGGAUGACGGGCGAUUCCAACAUCUACACGUACGAUUCGCCUAUGGUGCUGAUUCCGGAUAUGGACGCCGUUCGAGUCCUGACCAACGGCUACCAUGAACUGAUCCAGCGGGUGCCGAAAUGCACGAGUAACAUUUUCGGGAUUUCCAUCUCGGAGCCGGCGAGUUUCCUGUUCGAAGCACACAGAAAGUUCCAGGAACGUAGUCACCAGUCGGAUGAGUAUCUGUGCUUGAUUAAAAGCCUAGCUGACCUGGCGGCAGCGGUCGGGGAGUGUGUGGAAGCAGCCGGCCAGGAGUACGAUUCGCACACGCAGAAGAAUCUGAUCCGGGCGGCGCACUUCGGGAAGGGCUUCCUUUCGGGGUACAAUCCGGAGGGCUAUAUUGAAAUGUGCCGGGUGCUGAGGGUGUUGAAUGCCCUGCGUGAACCGAUCAUCGGGAUGCCGCUGACGCUGAGGCAAUUCAAUCAUCUGCAGCCGUUGGUCAUUUUGGAUCGGUUGAUUUUCCGCAAGCAUUAUGCGUUGGCGAUUCAGAUUGCGAAGCACCUGAAGUUUCCCGAGUCGCGUAUUCUGGAGCAUUGGGCAUUCCACAAGAUCGAGCACGAUAAGAACGACGAGGAAGUGGCCCGGAAAAUCUCCGACAAGUUCCACUCGCACCAGAUGGGCGAGCGCAUCUCGUUCGCCAACGUGGCCAAGAAAGCCCAGCAGAAGGGCCGGAACAAGCUGGCCAUCACCCUGCUGGAGCAGGAACCGCGCAAGAGUCUCCGGGUGCCGCUGCUGCUGGAGCUGGAAGCCAGCGAGAAGGCACUGAUAGCCGCUACCCAGUCGGGCGAUACCGAUCUGAUCUAUAUGGUGAUCCUGAAGAUGAAGAGCACGACGGCGCUGUCCAAGUUCCAGAUGAUCAUCCGGCGGUUUCCACUGGCGCAGGAUCUGUACAAGAAGUACUGCCAGGCGAACAGUUCCACGCUGAAAGAUAUCUACUCGCAGGAGGACGACUUCCAGUCGCAGGCUGAAUUAGGCCUGCGGGAAGCGCUGGAGAAUAACAACGUGCAGGUGUCGAUACCGGACAUCAGCGGAAACUACAAGAAAGCCAACCGGACGCUGGAGGUGGAUGCGUGCGAUGAGACGAAGAAGCUGAUGCAGCAUCAGAAGGCUCUAGAUGAGAAGUACCAAAAGCGACUGUACGGGCUGCCGUUGCACGAAACCAUUCGGCAGUUGUUGCUGUUGGGUGAUCUCAAGUACGCCGAUCGGUUGAGGAGUGAGUUCAAAGUUCCGGAACGGCGCUACUGGUGGCUGCGGGUGUCGGUUAUGGCCCAGCAGUUCCAGUGGGAAGAUUUGGAGAAGUUUGCCAAGGCGAAGAAGAGCCCCAUCGGGUAUGAACCGUUCGUGGAGGUUUGCCUGGGGCAGAGCAAUGUCGAGCAGGCGAAGAAGUACCUACCGAGGUGCAGCGAGGAGAACAAGUUCAAGUGGAAUCUGAAGGCGGGAUGUCUGCUGGAAGCGGCGAAGAUCGCCUACGAUCAGAAGGACAUCGAAGCUCUGUGGAGGGUUUAUGACCGCUGCUCGAAUGAUCCGACCCUGUCGGCGCGGGUCGAUGAUCUCAUCGGGCAGCUGUCGUCGAAGAAGUGAAUUCCGAGAAUGGUUAGGUGAUGAAAUUGAUAUUUGCAAGGUAAGUUGUCGUAUUUAAUACAUGUAAGCGGAAAAUGAGCAGUUAA